GCUUCAGUGUUUAUAAAUCAGAAACCUGCUUCCUCAAGGAAAACAGAAAAGGAUAUAUAAUUUUAUUUAUAUAUCAAUUCAAAUUCCGUGGCAAAGAUGUCAGAUCCUCUUGUUGUUGGAAGAGUCAUUGGAGAUGUUGUUGAUUAUUUCUCCCCCAGUGUUAAAAUGGCAGUGACUUACAACUCCAGCAAGAAGGUGUAUAAUGGGCAUGAGCUAUUUCCUUCCUCAGUAACCACGAAGCCUAAGGUUGAAGUUCAGGGAGGCGAUCUGAGAUCUUUCUUUACACUGGUCAUGACUGACCCAGAUGUUCCAGGUCCUAGUGAUCCAUAUCUGAAGGAGCACUUGCACUGGAUAGUCACGGAUAUCCCAGGAACAACUGACAACACAUUUGGAAGGGAGGUGGUGAAAUAUGAAAUGCCGAGGCCAAACAUAGGGAUCCACAGGUUUGUGUUCCUUCUGUUCAAGCAGAAAGGUCGGCAAACAGUGAUUCCUCCUCCUUCCAAGGACCACUUCGACAGUCGAAAGUUUGCAGAAGCAAACGAGUUCGGGCUUCCGGUGGCUGCUGUUUUCUUCAAUGCCCAGAGGGAAACUGCUGCAAGAAGACGCUAAUUAAUUAAUAAGAUAAACAACCAAGUGAUGCUUCUGGUCUUUUAUUGGAAACACUUGUACGUGCCAGUUAAUAUGAGAAGAAAAAUUAAAUAAAUAAAUCUCAUAGAUCAUCUGUUGUGAGAGUCAAUAUAUAACACUAUAACUGCUGCAUAAAAUCGUUUUUUCUUUUUAUUUACGAAUUAUCAUCGUUUUAUGUGUAUUAGUCUAUGGCUGUGUAAACCUUGUGUACCUUCCUAUUUAUCAAGUAUUAUAAAUAAAUAAAUGAGAGUGAAAUCCACA
Messenger RNA from Rosa chinensis, 888 nucleotides. Its product is annotated as CEN-like protein 2. Bases 97 to 609 code for a protein of 170 amino acids. The transcript has 4 exons. Gene Ontology annotation, cellular component: cytoplasm; nucleus. NCBI's taxonomy places the organism in Eukaryota, Viridiplantae, Streptophyta, Magnoliopsida, Rosales, Rosaceae. Gene Ontology annotation, biological process: negative regulation of flower development; vegetative to reproductive phase transition of meristem. The record is from RefSeq and is a predicted model, not a curated record.